ACAAAAUCAUGAAAAUGGCCGUCUGACCAUCAAUAGCGGCUUUCUGUCAAAAUAGUAAAAUAAGCUAGAGAAAAGCAUUCUAAAUAUUAAAUUAGUUAAUUCUUAGAUAAGUUAAUCUAACCACCUAUAUGAAUCUUCAACGUAGCUUUGUUGAUGGGUUGUUAAUGUCGCAAAGGUCAUUUACACCUAUGCAGUUCAGUGCUUCGUGUCUUGCAUACUGAAGUGUAGUCGCUGUUUACGUCUCAAACUACGAUGAGCGACGAAGGCAGCGAUGAUUCGCCACCACGGCCCAAGCGGAGGAUAAAAAAGGUUCUGGUGUUAUCAUCAGAAUCCGGCUCUGACAGCGAUGAAAGUAUAGGCGCCACGACACGUAGGAAAAGGCUUAGGGUUGUGAGUGACGCGGAGAGCAGCAGCAGUAGCGGGUCGGUGGUGCGCGCGGGCACCCGACAUCGUCGCACCCUGCCCAAACUCAGAGACUCCGAUGCCGACAGUGAUUCGUCCUCGGGCGGCUCCACAAAGAGCCAAAAGAAGCCUGUACCAACAAAUAAACCUACCUCAGGCUUUGCUUCAGAUAGCUCUGAAGGAAAUUCCGAUAAGUGCUCAAUUUGCCUCUUACGUUUUACGGACCAAGAGGUGGGCACUCCGGAAACUUGUGAACACAUAUUUUGUUUGGAUUGCAUCACAGAGUGGUCUAAAAAUGUAAACACAUGUCCGGUAGACCGGAUAACUUUUAACUCAAUUGUUGUAAGAGUGUGUGCGGGGGGCCGUGUCCUACGUACUGAGCCUGUGAAAGUGGUCGAGCGCCGCUCAUCAGUAGACUUACUAUUUGUAGAAGAUCCUACAGUCUGUGAGGUUUGUGGCAGCACAGAUAAUGAGGAAUCUAUGCUGCUAUGUGAUGGAUGUGACCUGGGAUAUCACAUGCAGUGUUUAGUGCCACCUCUCUCAGAGGUACCAAUAGAUCAAUGGCUAUGUCCAAACUGUGAUGACCUACUCAAUGUCAUUCAUUUGUCUGAAGUGGAUGAUUUAUUUUCUGGAAUAGUUGACUUAGACCUGCCUGUAGGGCCUCGCCCAGUGCCUUUGAGAGCUCCUCGGAAUGUCAGGAGGUCCGCACGGAAUGUGAACAAUGCUGAUGAGCCUUCGACAUCGAGUGGGCGUAGAGGCAGUAGUAAUGUUGUCAAUGCUCCGACCACAUCAAGAUCUUCAAGAGUAUCUCAAAGUAGUGGUAGCUCCCGUGCUCCUACGAGGCGCAGGACCACAGGGACUAAACGCAGGACGACCAAAAGGAGAAGCAAAACAGUGAUUAUAGAGUAUGAGGUGCAAGAAAAUGGAAAGUUUCCUGUCACAAAGACAAUAAGAAGGAGACUGAAGAAGAGAAGGACAAAAAAGCGUCAGCCCCGCACGGCGGCGCGCCGUUCGCACGUGCGCGCGAGCGUGCGCGCCAAGCUCGCCGACUUCCGGGAGCCCGGCGCCGCGCUGCCGGCCGGCCCCGGGGCGCUCACGGUGCAGAGACACCGCGCAGGCAUCCCGUCCCUCAGCCUGUUCGGGAACCAACACGAGCUGGAAUAUUUCUCCGAAGAUGAAGGAGUCUCGGAGGGCGCUACCACGGCGGUGGUGGCCCGCCCUACUUCUAGUAUUAUUAGUGCUUAUAGACAGGCCCGAAGAAAGAUGAUCAGCAUUCCUUCUCCGCCGCACGCUUCGUCAGCACCAGACGUUCUUUCGAGCAUUUUAGAAAGUCAAACCUUAUUGCACUCCAAGAAAUCUAUAGUUUCUGUUUCGGUCGAUGGAAACGUCAGUAUUAAAUUAGAAACACGGACUGGAAAUAAAAAUGGUAUCAAAACAAAACCAGAGACACAAAUGAGAGAGGAUAAAAUUGAUUUGUCUAAAGCGGAGGAUACUAGUAGGAAGGCACCUUCGUAUCCUGGUCAGUCUAGAGGUGGGGGCGGCUGGGGAGGCGGCUACAGGGGCAACUACCACCGCGAACAAACCGGGAAUUUCCGAGGUGGAUACGACGGCGGCUACCAAGGCUACCAGCCUCGUCAUCCGGGCAACAAUUACCAGCAGAAUAACUCCCGCAGAGACGACGAAGCGUACGGCGACUUGCCGAGAAGACCGCACCAGUACCUUCAGGACGACGAGUUCGACCGGCGGAGGUCGAUGCCGGAGAAUCGGCCGAAUUUCCCACAAAAUAGGCCGGAACAGGCGCGGUUCGGCAAUAACUGGCAGCCGUACAACGCGCCGCAACGAUUUGAAAACCGCGCGGACGGCCCGCCGUCGGCGCGACACUCUUUCGGUGGCUUCGAGAAUCCCUUAGACAUGCGCACGGGCGCCGCCACUUCGCAAACUACUCCUCUACUCUCUCGCCCCGCGCCACAACCUUAUCGCCCGUUGCCGGAGCCGCCGUCUUUCAAAUUCGACACCAGCCAAACGGCCGAUGUCGACAAGUCUGAAGACGAGAGGAGCGAUCCGGGCCUAGUCAUCGACACCGAGAAAUACGAUCCUACCGAGCCGACCAAUGACGACGACAGCGGGGACGAGGCGGACGCGCCGCUGCCCGCGCCGCCCGCGCCCCCGCCGCCGCCCGCGCUGCCCGCCGCCCCCGCCCCCGCCCCCGCCCCCGCCGCGCCCCCCGCCGUGCCCGCCGCGGUGCUGGACACGGCGGUGCGGCAGGUGCUGCAGGAGCACCGCAGCCUGCUGUCGUCGCCCAGCGCCGCGCCGCGCCCGCCGUCCGCCAGCGACGACGACUCGGACGGCGAUUGUCCCAAUUUCUCCAUCUAUUCGGCGACGAGCGUCCACAUCGCCAAUAACACCGGUAUAAUGCCUAUUGAACAACCACCGCUACCUCCCGUGGAUGACAUGCAGGAUUUGGUGCAAGAAGACGAUGAUAUCACCACUCCGGAAGCGGCGACUCCUGAAACGGGUACGUCGCCUCGGAGUGAUAUUAACGAUUCCAUUUCUAGCAAAAUCAGUGAGGUUAAAAAGAAAGAGGAACAAUAUAAAGAGAAGGUUUCGAAGAGGUGUCCCAUUACAGUUAAUACUCGGAAUCCCAUUAAAAUUAAGUUGAACACGCCUUCACUAAUUAAACGAAGAGUUUCCUUAUAUGACGAUGAUGAGCUGGUGGAGGAAGAGGAACCUGCAACAAAACCGACAGACGAGAUUCCCGUGGAGGAGAAACAAUCUGAAAAACUGAAUGAAAGUUCUAAAGAAUGUACACAGAAUCAUGACGAGCCAAGUGACAAAGAAACAGAACAAUUAGCCACAAAUGAAGUAGCAGAAAUGAAAGAGGUGACUGAGAACAGUGACGAUCGGAAAUCGCCUGAAAUGGACGAGGCGAUAUCUGCGGAGAAAGAUGACGAAAAUAAUGAAGAUGCCACAGAAGCUUCUGUCAAUGGUGAUGAGGAUAAAACGCCAGAAUCUGUUAAAGAUGAUAAAUUAGACAAAGAUGAUAUUGAAUUGGAAAAAGAACACGAAGUGAAAUCUGAGGCGGAACAAUCCGAUGACGAUGUUUCAGAGCCGGAACUGGGACACAAACGCGAACGGGACAAUGACGACGACAGAAACGAGGAGGGUGUGGAAAAAAUGACGGAAUCUAUCAGCGACACUGAAGACGAACGCAGCUACACACCUUGUCUCGAUGAGAAUAAGUCUAAAGAUACGUCUUUAGAGACUGAAAAAGAUAAAGCGCUCGAAGGUCUCGACACUGAAAUGAUAUCAGAAGACGAAGGUAACGAAAUGUUCUCUGAUCAGGAUAAAAUCUCAUCUUUAGCAACGCCGCCCGCCGCUCCGAGACCUGACGAAGAAGACGGGGAGAUCACUGAGAAGAAGAAGGAAAAGGAGGAGAAAGAGGAGGGUAAGAAGAAGAAGAAGAAAGAUUCGAAAAAAGAAGGGAAAGAGAAAACCAAAAAGAAGAAGAACGAAGUCGCUUUUAAGAAGUUGAGUAAAAGCGGGAAAGAGCGUAAUUACCGCGAGCGCGAUAAAGAUAAGAAGAAGAGUCGGGAUUCCGACGCGGAGAAGAAGAAGCGGAAAGAGAAGAGGAAGGAUUUGGAGCGCUACGACGUUCGGACGGUGGUUACGGAGAAGCGGCGGAAAGUGAAGGACCCGUUCGGGCGCGAUGUGUCCCCGCGGCGCUCCGCCUCCCCCUCGCUGUCUCCCCCCCGCCGCCGCUCCGCGUCCCGCGCCGGCCGCUCUCUGUCUCGCACGCGUCUCUCUCCGUCCCGCCCGAGGCGGUCUCUGUCCCGCCCGAGGCGGUCUGUGUCCCGUCCGAGGCGGUCUGUGUCACGAGCGAGGCGUUCCAUAUCGCGGGCGAGGCGCUCCCUAUCACGGCCGAGGCGUUCGUUAUCGCGUCCGAGAAUUUCACUGUCUAGGCCGAGGCGCUCCCCGUCUCGCGGACGCCGGUCCAUUUCUCGCCCGCGGAGAUCUAUUUCUCGCGUCAAAGCGACCGCUUCCCCCCCUCGUCGUUUACGGCGCUCCCCUUCUUUAAGGCGGUCCAUAUCCCGCCCGCGGAGGUCUCUAUCGCGGGCGCGGCCGUCCGCGUCCCGGUCGGCCACGCCCCGGGCGUCACCGAGUCCCCGGCGCCGCUCCGCCGGUCCGGCCCGACGCCGGCGACGCUCCGGUUCCCGUCCGCGGCGGCGGCGUUCGGCUUCGCGCAGCCGCAAACGGCGUCGUUCGCAGUCGAAGUCCCCGUCGCCUAAGCCCAAGGCCGGCAAGCGGCGCCGACGAGCGCGCUCGGAGCGGCGCAAGUCCCGCAGCGAGCGGCCGGCCGCGCCCGCGCCGCGCUGGUCGCCCGCGUCCGUGGACUCGCGCCUGCUGUCCCCGCGCACGCCGCCGCCCGAGGCGCCGCCGCCCGCGCCGCCGCGGCCGCGCGACUCGCCGCGCCCGCGCCACCGGCGGCUCCGAGACAACACGGGCCCGUCGAAGGAGGUGUUCACGUCGGGCGACAAUAUCCUCGUCAGCGUCAGUUUCAAGGAUCAAGACCGACCCCGCUCAGAAAUGUCAGCGGAGCGGCAACGCCGACGCGAGCGCCGCCGCGACAAGAAGCGCCGAAAGCGACAACAACAACAACAGCAACAGCAACAACAAGACCAGCCCGCGCCCCGGCCGGUGGCCAUCAUAGACCUGGAGCGGUCUCCGUUCCGGGAACUCACCCCCGAGGCGCGGGACGUCAUCGUGCUGAGUGACAGUGACCAUGGAAAAGAAACCACAGAAAAAGAGGUAGCUGCGCCUCCGCCGGCGCCGGCCCCGGAGGCGGCGCCGGCGGCCGGGCCCAAGACGCCGCCGGACCCGGGGCCCGCCGCGGCCGCCGCGCCCGCCGCGUCCCCGCCGGGCCCCAGCACGCCGCCGGAGCCGCCGUCGUCGCCCGACGCCUACGACCCCUUCGAGCCCACGCGCUCCGCCUCCGCCUCGCCCGCGCGCUCCCCGCCGCCCGCGCCGCCGCCCGCCGCGCCCGCCCCGCCGCACGCGCCGCCGCACGCGCUGCCCGCGCCGCGCGCCAUGACGCUGGAGGCGGCGCAGAAGACCAACAUGUCCGCCGACGACGUCAUCGACAGGAGGCCGCUCUCGCCCAUGGAGAAGGUGCUGCAACUGCUGCAGUCGACGCGCGACGCGCCGCCUUCGCCGCCGCCGGGCGCGGGGGGUGCCCCGGGCGCUCCCGGGGGCGCGGCGGGGGCGGGGGCGCCGGCGGGGGGCGCGGGCCCCGCCGCGUCCCCGGCGCGCUCCCCGGAGCCCGGCAAGCGCAUCGUGCUGCCGGAGCCCGCCAAGCUGUUCCUCGCCAAGCCAUCGCCCAUCAAGUCGGACCCCAUCAAACCGAUGCAGAUGCAGCCGAGCAAGAUCUCCCGGCUGCCGCUGCCGCGCCGCGCGCCGCCGCCGGACUCCUCGCCGUACUCGCCCGGGGAGUCCGACUUCGGCGAGCUGUUCGAGCCGCCGCGCGCGCGCAGGAAGCACGCCAAGCACGCCAAAGUGCCCGUCAAACUCAGGCAGAAAGGUGGCAAGACGCAAGUGGGCGUGAAGAUCGACGAGGACAACCUGAAGAUCCUCGACGAGCUGCCGUCCUCCGCCGUCGAGAUGCAGGUCAAGAGCAAGGUGCGCGUCCGCGGCAGUUUCCUGAAGAAGCUGAACCGGCAGGAGCGCGUGGUGGAGGAGGUGAAGCUGGUGCUGAAGCCGCACUACAACAAGAAGCACGUCUCCAAGGAGGAGUACAAGGACAUCCUGCGCCGCGCCGUGCCCAAGAUCUGCCACAACAAGUCGGGCGAAAUCAACCCCACGAAGAUCCAGGCGCUGGUGGAGGCGUACGUCAAGAAGUUCCGGAAAAAACACAAGCAGGCCGCCGCGUAGCGCGCAGGCGUAUUGUAAUUAUAAUUUAUGUACGAAUCUUGUAUUUUACUUAAAGACGUCUAAUUUAAUUAUACAGAGAAUAAAUCGUAGAUGGAUUUAUAUAAA
Amyelois transitella is the source of this 6432-nucleotide messenger RNA. Its product is annotated as PHD and RING finger domain-containing protein 1. Lineage: Eukaryota; Metazoa; Arthropoda; Insecta; Lepidoptera; Pyralidae. The transcript is spliced from 13 exons. The record is from RefSeq and is a predicted model, not a curated record. Bases 253 to 6327 code for a protein of 2024 amino acids.